This is a messenger RNA of Prorocentrum cordatum, 1715 nucleotides long. The record is from the annotation of a GenBank genome assembly. Lineage: Eukaryota; Dinophyceae; Prorocentrales; Prorocentraceae.
AUCGGGUGCCCGUGCGCCCCCCGCUGCGUCUCCGCCUCGCUGGGAUGGUCUGCGCUGCUCGUCUGAGGUGGCUUCCCGACCAAUUCGCUCAAGGUAGGCAGGUUCGUGCUCGCCUCAACUCGUACUCCGACCGCGUGACCUUCAACUUCGUCCUCCUGCCGAUCUGGGACCCCGCCAUGCUCAACAGCUUUGCGAACCACCUCGUCCAGCUCAUGCUCCAUUCACUGCAGGACGCCGUUGUGGUCGAUCAUGGCGCGCUCCUCCUGUUCGUGCUUUCGAUCAACCUGCUGGUGAAGACCCGGGUGGUCAUGACGGUGGUGAUGAACCUGGACGCGGUGGCUUUCCCCCUGGUCGUCGGCAUCGUGAUGCGCUUCGGCUGGCUCCUGAUCCUUGGCACGGUCAUGGAGGUGCUGACCCUUGGGCUGCGGCGGCGGCGGUGCCCAAGAAGCCUAGGACCCGUGGCCUCCCUUUGGUUCCAUCGUUCCCUGUGCUUUGUGCUGAAGGUGUUCGCCCCGAGCCUUUCCAUGACGAAGCUGUUCGCGAAGCGCCUCUCCAUGCUGUGGCUUGUGCGGAUCUUAUUCACGCUUCGGAGGCUCGUGCGAGUGCUGAUCUACCUGUACGUGCUGAUCCUGAUGUCGGUCCUCACGUCCGUGCGGAUUUUGAUGUCGAUCCCCAGGCGCGUGCUGAUCUUCCUGUAUGCGCUUAUUAUGUACGUGCUCCUGAAGCUGAUCUACCUGUACGUGCAGAUCUUGAUAUCGAUUUUCCCGUGCGUGCGGAUCCUGAUGUCGAUCCCCAUGCUCGUGCUGAUCUUCUUGUACGUGCUGGUCCUGUACGUACUGAUCUUCCUGUACGUGCAGGCCUUCAUGUACCUGCAGAUCCUGCCCGUCCUGAUUCUGAACGUGCUGAUCACGUAUGUGCUGAUCUUCCUGUGCAUGCUGAUCCCGUUCGUGCUGGUCCUCAUGUACGUGCUGAUUUUCUGCCUCACGAGCUGGGCGGAGUGCCUGGUGGUCACGAUCAGCUUCCUGAUUGCCGAGCGUUUCCUUGUGGACGUGAGCUUCCUGAUGGUUGUGGCGCUCAUGAUGGUCGCGGACUUCCUGAUGUACGUGAUGGUCCAGCUGUUCAUGGUGGCCUGUGGCAUUGGCCUACUGGUGUUCCUGUUUUGUGGGUACCCUUGGACCGCGUACUGGAUGCUCUUCCGUGGUUUGGCGGUUUGGAGCAUCGCAAGGAGCUUGGGCUUCUCGUGCCCCCCGAUGGUCGUGAGCUUCCUGGUUGUCGUGUGCUUCCUGAUGUCCGUGAGCCUCCAGACGUUCGUGAGCUUCCUGAGGGUCGUGAACUUCUUGAGUUUCCAGAUGGUCGCGUGCGUCCUGACGGUCGUGAGCUUCAUGAUGCUCGUGAGCUUCCAGGUGGUCGUGAGCCUCGCGAUUCUGGUCGUGCGCUUCCUGAUGGUCUUGAGCUUCCUCAUGAGCAGGAGUUCCAUUAUGGUGCUGAUCAAGCUGUUCAAGUUGGCAAUGAGCUUCCUGCUUGUCGUGGGCCUCCUGACGGCCAGGCUCUUCCAGGUGGUCGGGUGCUUCCUGAUGAUCGUGAACUCCCUGAUGGUCGUGGGCUUUCAGGUGGUCGUGAGGACGCAUCGUGCUGCUCUGGACAAGGUGAGCCGAAUGCGCGACGAGGCGAAGCAACAACUUGAGCUCGCAGUGUCGACGCUGUUAUCGAUUAAG